Ilex paraguariensis (yerba mate) is the source of this 2688-nucleotide messenger RNA. Lineage: Eukaryota; Viridiplantae; Streptophyta; Magnoliopsida; Aquifoliales; Aquifoliaceae. The record is from the annotation of a GenBank genome assembly.
GCGCUUCUCGGACCCUCUCAGCCUCGACCUCUCUCCAGCAUAAAAGGCUCUUAGGUACCAAGGUAUGAGCUGCUCUCAUCAUCUUAUAACCAUUGUAUCUUAAGACUAAAAGUAUUCCCUUGUUGCCACAAAUUAGGUUUUAGUUUAUGUACGCUGUUCAGGCCUUGAUGGGGUCUUUGGCUUGAUGUCCCAUCAAUGAAGUAUGAUGCCGUCUGAGUGUCUGUUUCUGAUAUUCAUGUGUGCCAUGUGAAACUUUGAAAUGGUUACAAUGUAUUGUGACUUGUGAUCACUGAAUGAUAUCCGCUCGUGUAAGUCCAUCUAACACUACCUGCAACUCACGGCAGGGAAAUCAAUGGCAGUCUUUGCGGACAGGUAAAAUAGAGGCAUGCAUAGGAAGUGAACGAAACUAUCAGAGUUAUAUUGGAUGGAUCCGGCUUGUUCUGUUUUUUCGCUUACUUGAAAUACUCUCUCUCUCCCUCUUAUGAAACCAGAGUACUUGUGAGCAUGGGGAUAAAACUUCUUUUACUCACCAUUUGUUUAUGUGACUCCAUCUGCACAUUCGCUUAUCAUGUUUCCUCCGAUGGGUUGGUGAGAAUUGGUCUAAAGAGGCGGCAUUUGGACAUCGACAGUAUAAAUGCUGCAAGAAUCAAAGAAGUAAUGCAUGCUAAAAGUCCAGCAGAUAUCAACAGUAAUUUUGACUGUCCAAAGGAAGAUUUCGUGUAUCUAAAGAAUUAUCUGGACACCCAAUAUUAUGGAGAGAUUGGUAUCGGUUCUCCCCCGCAGCAUUUUUCUGUUGUUUUUGAUACUGGCAGUUCCAAUCUUUGGGUCCCAUCUUCCAAAUGUUAUUUUUCUAUUGCUUGCUACAUACAUAACAAGUACAGAUCCAGGCUAUCCAGUACGUACACAAAAAUUGGAAAAUCUUGCAAAAUCCCUUAUGGCUCUGGAUCUAUACAUGGCUUCUUCAGCCAAGAUAAUACGGAAGUUGGAGAUAUUGUCAUCAGGGAUCAAGUGUUUGCUGAGGUUUCAAGGGAAGGAUUUUUUACAUUCUUGCUUGCGCGGUUUGAUGGCAUACUUGGCCUUGGGUUUCAGGACAGAGCUGUAGGGCGAGUAACACCAGUGUGGUACAACAUGGUGCUACAAGGUCUUGUGAGCAAGCAAAUUUUCUCUUUCUGGCUAAAUCGAGAUCCAAAGUCACCGACUGGUGGUGAGAUUAUCUUUGGAGGUGUUGAUUGGACUCACUUCAGGGGUGAUCAUAUUUUUGUCCCAGUCACUCGAAAUGGUUACUGGCAGAUUGAGGUGGGUGAUAUUCUUAUUGCAAACAAUUCGACAGGUCUUUGUGAGGGAGGGUGUGCUGCCAUUGUGGAUUCCGGGACAUCCUUUCUUGCUGGUCCAACUACUAUUGUGGCUCAAAUUAACCAUGCCAUUGGAGCAGAUGGCAUUGUCAGCAUCGAAUGUAAAAAUGCUGUUACUACUUACGGGGAUUCAAUAUGGGCAUUCUUAAUAUCAGGGUUACAACCCGAAAAAGUAUGUUUUGAGGUUGGACUCUGUUUGUAUGAUGAAUCUCAAGCAAUAAGAUCCAGUAUUAAGAUGGUGGGCAGAAGUCAAAAAAGAAGUGAGAGUGCUGUGUGUACGUUAUGCGAGAUGAUAGUUUUCUGGAUCCAAGUGGAGCUUAAAAAACAGAAAACUAAGGAAAAAGUUCUUAAAUAUGUUGACGAGCUGUGUGAGAAGCUUCCCAAUCCUGGAGGAAAGUCAUUUAUCAAUUGUGAUAACAUCGCUACCAUGCCAUUUGUUUCUUUCACCAUCGGGGAUAAAUCUUUUCCCCUCUCUCCAGAACAGGUGUGUUUUAAGUCAUAAUUAUAACUUUCUUUCUUCAGAAUUGUACUGUAAUAUAAUCUGUUUAGAGAAGCAACCAUGAGAUGAGAUGACAUCAUAGACUUCCAGAGACCUAAGCAGACAAGAUUUAAUACUAGCAUAACUAGGAUGAUCUCAUCUGCCACUUGUUGCCAAUUAAACCUACCCACUUAUCAAGCCAGAUGGCUCUGUCAUUCUGUAGCAUAAAAUUGUUGUUCCUUCCUUCAAUAAUAAAAUCUGUUUUUGCUUUGUGCAAUCCUUGUUGUGAUCAAAUUAUAAACUUUUGUUUCUUCUAUCUUUCAAUUUUACAUUAGUACACUAUCAGAGUAGAAGGAAAAUGUUCAACCGUCUGUCUUAGCGGGUUUACUGCUCUGGAUGUCCCUUCCCCACAAGGGUCCCUCUGGUAUGUAUUUGAGUUUAUUGCAACGAUCUAUUAGUACUAGUGCGUGCACCUAUUCAGUUUCUCUUCUAUGUGCGCGUCUGUCCAAUACAAUGUGAAUUUCUUAGUGCGUUUUGGACACAAUCAUUUCCAGCUACACUAACAAAUUCAUAUGUACGACAUGCGAUUACAUGUAUACAGGGUUCUUGGAAAUAUUUUCAUGGGAGCAUACCACACGGUAUUCGACUUUGGUAAUCUACGAGUGGGAUUUGCACAAAGUGCCUAGUACUGUACCAUUUUUCAUAGUGAUUAGAUUGUAAAGGGAUGAUAAUUUCUGGCUUCACCUAGUCACUCAAUGGUGCUUAUGUAAAGUUUAUUUUGCUAGGUAUUUCUAUUUUCAUUUUCAUUUUCUUUUUCCCAUUUAGGGUUGAUGUGAAGGUAGGCAAUGCAUCUAUAUG